This is a messenger RNA of Acanthosepion pharaonis, 1770 nucleotides long. Lineage: Eukaryota; Metazoa; Mollusca; Cephalopoda; Sepiida; Sepiidae. The record is from the annotation of a GenBank genome assembly.
AUGAGGGAAGAGGAGGAGGAGAAUAAGGAAUCGACGUGUGGUCUUUUAUUGUCUCCUUCCUCUUUUCUACUCCCCCUCUCUGGCUAUAUUUCUGCCAUCCUCUUUAUUUCCCCUCCCCCUCGUUUUAUUUCCUCCCCCUUCUCUCUAUCUCGCUCGCUCUCCUUCGUUGUACACACUCUCAUCUGUAUCUUUUAUUUCUUCUUUUUUGCUGCUUUUGGCUCCCUGUUUCCCUUGAUGGCAGUUUACUUCCGACAGCUUGGGAUGAACCCAACCCAAGGCGGUAUUCUCAUCGGAUUUCGUCCCUUUGUAGAAUUCUGCAGUGCGCCCUUAUGGGGUGUUUUUGCUGACAAGUGGAAGAAAGGUAAACAACUUCUGCUCUUCUCCCUUUUUGGUUGGAUCGCCUUUACAUUAUCCUUGGCUUUCGUUCACCCACCAGCCCAUUCGUGCAUUUCUACAAACUCCACCCAUAUAUUCCUUUCCGAGCCUUACACAAGAAAGCGGAGGGACAUAGGCACUGGAGACGGGUGGAUACCACAGGAAAACCCGUUUCUUUAUAAAAGUCCUAACCUUCCGCAUUAUAAUAACGACAAGGUGGCGAAAAGCUUAGUCGAAAAUUAUGCAGCCCAGGAGCAGGCCAUUAACGACCUGCAUCAUCCGAACAGCCUGCACGGGUUGACAGAUUCGGAAAAGUUGACAGACAUUGAUGACUUGAUCGGUACGGUUGACGAUCUACCAGCCGCUCGCUCCAGGGUCAAACGCGUGAAGCCGAAACACGAGGGUUACGAGAUCGAUCACACGAAAAUCGCCAAUAAGAACAAAGACGAAGUAGCGGGUUUAGUCAGUCCUCGCUUUAGUACGAUUGUAUACCGCGAAGAUCAAGUCCGACAGGUGUUUUUCGUCUUGCUACUGUUAGUCAUCGUUGGUGAGUUCUUUAGCGCCCCAGCGAUCACCUUGGCUGAUUCGGUGACCCUUGCAUAUCUGGGGGACGACGUUGAGAAUUAUGGUAGACAGCGUAUGUUUGGCUCUCUUGGCUGGGGCAUUGCUAUGUUUCUGGUGGGCAUGGCUCUUGAUCACUCUACUACGUUCCCUAAUCACCCUUGUGGAACGCAAGAAUUGGGCGAGAAAAACUAUGUUAUUUGUUUUGCUGUAUUCUCCGUGCUGAUGAGCUGCGCCCUCAUUACGGCCACCCAGUUUAAUUUCUCGUUCCACCAGGGCAGCAUGGAUAUCCCCCUGCAGCAGAUCGCCUCGCAGAUCAAAGACAAAAUUAAAGAAACUGUCACCGGACGAAGAAAAAUCGACAGAGUCCGUCUGGUCGAGGAGGACGACUUCGAUUACUACACAAAAGACAAGGCCCAUAUAGAGUCGAGCUUUCCGGAAAAAACUCCCCCGGAUAAGCUGCACAUCUCCCUGGACAAACAAAGUGACAUGGUCAGUGAUACUGUCAAUGGACACGCUUCUGGUUCCGGACUUAGGAGGCUCCCCGACACUUUUUGGUGUGGCCUCGGUCUUCAAUCAUAUAUCAGAACUCUUGGCAUAUUUCCUCAGCGUGAAGUUUAUUUCAAAAUUCGUAAGUUAGUUUCUCCUUUACCGUCUUUCCGUUUAUGCAUUUCUUAUUACAAUUUACUUUCACUUUUACUUUCACUUUCACGUUCAUUUCUUUUAUAUCUCUCAUUGGUCCAUUCUUUCUACCCACCUUAUGCCCUUUUUCUUUCUCUGUCUAAAAACUCACUCAGCAUUUUGAUCUCUUUCUUUCUCUUUACAAUUUUCUAA